GCUGGGACUGACGGAUCUACUUGAUUUGAUUCCAACAAUUUCAUUGCAUACCAGUGUUUUCUUUCUUUCUACAAAUAUAUUCAUCAUUUUCAACCUUCAUUAAUCAAUCUCUAAAGAAAAUGAUCACCAAUUCCAUCCUGAAAAGAACCCUAAGUUCAAUAAAACCUAAUCAGACCCUCCGAUCCAUAUCCACCGCCGCCCAAACCCAACCCGAAUCCACCUUCACAUUCUCAUCAAACCAGACCAACGAUGAUAAUAUCUACAUCAAAUCACACAAACCAGCUCCUUCCACAUCAGUCACUAUGCCCAUGUCUUUCAUGACUGGUUCAAUUGUCGGUAAAAGAUUUUACAAAAAAGUUACCACUAGACUUUCUGACGACGGUAAUUAUUGGUCAGUAAUGCUUGAUUAUAGAACACUUAAAACCCCUUCUAAAAACCCACUUAAAUGCCCCUCUCUCCUUCUUGCUCAAGCCAUUGCUGCUGAAUGGGAAUAUCAGCUACCUGAUGGAAUAAGGCCAUUUACUAUGCCUUUAAUGAAACUUGCAUGUACUGCUUUGGAGAGAGUUCCUCUUACUAGACCGAAAAUUAUCGAUCAUUUGAUGCAAAGGUUUAAUCAAGAUUUGGUCUUUUGUCGUGCCCCGGAUGAUAAUGUUUUAACUAAGGAUGUCCAUGAACUACAAGUGAAGAAAAUUGAUCCCCUGCUUAAGUGGGUAGAAUCCGAGUUUGGCUAUAAGCCUGUUGUAUAUUCCAGUUUUUUCGGGGGGAAGCAGGAAGAUGGUCUUACAAAGGCAGUAGAAAACCUUCUUAAGCAAACCAAUGAUUGUGAACUGGCAGCAAUUGAUGCACUUGCUUCUGCUUCACACUCCUUGAUAAUCUCCAUCGGGAUUUUUCGUGGCAGACUACAGAUUGAUGAAGCAAUUGAAUUGAUUAGACUCGAAGAAGAGAUUCAGGUCGAGAAGUGGGGUUUGGUAGAAGGUGGUCAUGAUCUUGAUGUGGCAGACCUUAAGGUGCAAAUCUCGUCUGCUGCUGUUUUUCUUGGACUCACAAAAAGGGUUGCAAGUGGUGUGUAGAUUUACCAUAUUGCCUUCAGCUUCACUUUGACAUUGUUGUUUUACUAUUAUUAGCCUUUCUUCAUAGGCAUUAAAGUUGAGAAUCGAGUAAUAAGAGAUGAACAAGUAGAAUCAUAUCAUCAAUAUAUAACAAUUUUGUUGCA
This is a messenger RNA of Erigeron canadensis, 1213 nucleotides long. RefSeq names its product ATP synthase mitochondrial F1 complex assembly factor 2-like. The transcript has 4 exons. NCBI's taxonomy places the organism in Eukaryota, Viridiplantae, Streptophyta, Magnoliopsida, Asterales, Asteraceae. The record is from RefSeq and is a predicted model, not a curated record. Gene Ontology annotation, cellular component: mitochondrion. Gene Ontology annotation, biological process: mitochondrial proton-transporting ATP synthase complex assembly. Bases 120 to 1070 code for a protein of 316 amino acids.